GGAAGUUUGGUGGUUUUUUGCGUCAUCGUUGCUGCUGUUACUGCUGCUAGUGCAAAAGGCAAAGCGAAGGGCACGACAGCGCACUGCUGAAUAAACGCGAUUGAUGUGAAAGCGUGAGUGGGAGGGCGGAGAGAUGAGGAGAGGACGCAGGAAAGCGGCCAGUAAGGACAAGGUGUUCGGCUGCGACCUGCUGGAACACCUGGCUGCAGCCAGCCAGGAGAUUCCUCAGGUCUUACGAAGCUGCAGUGAGUUUAUUGAGGAAUAUGGCAUUGUUGAUGGAAUUUACCGGCUCUCUGGGGUAUCAUCGAACACACAGAAACUCAGGGGGGAGUUUGACAUUGACGGUGUGCCGGACCUCAGUAAAGAUGUCUACCUGCAGGAUAUCCACUGUGUGAGCUCCCUCUGCAAAGCCUACUUCAGAGAGCUGCCCAACCCUCUGCUCACCUACCAGCUCUACGACAAAUUCGCUGAUGCAGUGGCCAUUCAGCUAGAGGAGGAAAGGCUGGUGAAAAUUAGAGAUGUGCUAAAAGACCUGCCAGUCCCCCAUUACAGGACCCUGGAGUAUCUGAUGCGUCACUUGGUGAAGAUGGCGACUUUCGCCUCAGAGACUAACAUGCACGCCAGGAACCUGGCUAUCGUCUGGGCUCCCAACCUGCUCAGGUCUAAGGACAUCGAGGCUACAGGGCUGAACGGAACAGCAGCCUUCAUGGAGGUUCGUGUGCAGUCCAUCGUGGUGGAGUUCAUCCUCACACACGUCAGCCAGCUCUUCCCAAUCCCAGGCCAAGUCCCUGAGAGGAGGAAGUCCCUCCCCUCCCCCUCGAUCCUGUCCAAUCAGGAGGAUCCAUUUUUCAGAGCGAUCCCGUUCAACGUUCCGAGCACGCUCAGUCCCGGCAACGGACCCCCCGCCAUGCGGCCGUACCACGCCAUCAUCGAGGGAACCGACAAGAGGAAGGGGUCUCUGAAGGGCAGGAAGUGGAAGUCAAUCUUCAACCUGGGAGGAAGACUCCAGGACCCCAGGAGGAAGAACAAAACCACCGGCAAAGAGAAAGAGAAGGUGGGCCUCAGGCCUGCAAAGAGCAUGGACUCCCUGAGCUCCGUACCCUACACACCGGAAGGUACCAGACAGCACCCGGCCGCCUCCCCCCUGACCCAGCCCCCUCCCGCUCCGAGCGGCGAGACGGGCCCCGCCGGGGGGGGCCUGGGCGGGGCGGGCAGCGGGUACGCGGUGACGUACCGACGCGGGGGGGGCGCGUGCGUGAGCGUGGUCAGCGGAGGCGGGGUCCAGGGGACGUACAGCAGGCUGGAUUCCGGGGGGGAGCACCACACGGACGGCCAGCCCCCCCAGCCCAGAUCCCCGGCGCUGGCCAGCAGGGCGGAGCGCCGCGCCGGGAUGCACAUCUCGGGGCCCAUCUCCGUCACCGUGCCCCUCCACAUCACCUCCGGCCUGGUGCUGGGCGGGGCCCUCAGGCAGGGCGAGGGCGCGGGCAACAGGGACGGGGCCGGGGCGAGGGUGGAGGAGGGCGCGGCCCCGAAAGACGAGGCGGCGGCCAACGGGGACGGGGACGGGGGCGGCGCCCGGAGGGACAGUGGCGGCGGGCCUCACCCGGAGGAGAACGGGAAAGCGAGGGCAGAGGAAGAGGGACAGGGGGAGGAGAGCGGGAAAGCGAGGGCAGAGGAAGAGGGACAGGGGGAGGAGGGCAGGGAGGGCGGAGCGGGGGGAAAGGAAAGCGCGGUGACCAGGUUAGAGGAGGGUAGGGAGGCCGGCGGCGGGGAGGAGAGGGAGAAGGAGGAGACUGAGCCGGCGGAGGCAGCUGCAGCUGAGGAGGACCUCGACUACGUGGAUAUGAAAGGGAUAUCUCCCCGAGAGGAACAAGACUCACAACUCCCUUUAGACUUCCAGGACACUUUUGGUUUCCUGGACCUCAUGGACAGCAGUGCAUAUAAUCAGGUGAAUGAAUUCUCAGUGGAGCCCCCUUGCUACGAGGAGAUGGAUGAUGAUGAUGAAGAGUCUGGUUACCCAGGACACUCCUCCCUCAUGCUGACCCCAGAGCGGCCCCUCCAGCCCCCCCGACCUCUGACCCCCGACCCCCAGGGGAACUCAGCCUGUAAGUCUCUCAGCCUGCCCUACAAGUCCCGGCCCUUCCUGGCAGCACUCUCCUCCUCUUCCUCGGGGGAGGACGACGACGAAGACGAAGAGGAGGGAAGUGAUGAAGAGGAGGACAUUAUGUUCUACAGCCUGCCCUCCAGCCUGCUGCUCCAGGCGGGGAUCCAGGGAGAGGCAGAGACACACAAAAUGGCCGAAAACGCCGGCGCCCAUCCAACUGCACGACCGGGGCAGGACACUGACGCCCACUCCAGCCCCAAUGCCAGGAGUAGAGCCAAUGCCUUUAGCCAAUCAGAGGGGGAACAUGAGCACAGCCCGGACAUGGAUUGGCUGUUGGCCUUGGCCAGACCCAGGGAGAUGGUGGAACACGAUGGCAGUGAGGAAGAAGACAGCCUGGAACUGAGGAAGCAGACGGAGGAGGAGGAGGAGGAGGAGAAGGAGGAGGAGGAAGAGACACCUGCAAAUACAACCAAUGGAGAGAGAGACCACCCAGUCGCCCUGACGAACGACGCGCAUGAACUCGGAUGUGCUGGGAGAGAAUCUGGCUUUGUAAUGAGUGAGGAAGACGAGGAAUAUGAGGAAGACUGCGGCAAGGGGCUCAAAGAGGAAGACCACACAUCUGAACACAGUGCCCCAGAACAGAGAGAGGGAGAACACACAGAACCCAAGGAGAGAGACCACGCAGCUGAACAUACAGAACCCAAAGAGAGAGACCACACAUCUGAACACACAGAAUCCAAGGAGAGAGACCACACAGCUGAACACACUGAGUCCAAAGAAGACCACGCAGCUGAACACACAGAGUCCAAGGAGAGAGACCACAUAUCUGAACAGACAGAACCCAAGGAGAGAGACCACACAGCUGAACACACAGAGUCCAAGGAGAGAGACCACACAUCUGAACAGACAGAACUCAAGGAGAGAGACCACACAGCUGAACACACAGAGUCAAAAGAAGACCACAUAUCUAAACACACAGAACCCAAAGAGAGAGACCACACAGCUGAACACACAGAGUCAAAAGAAGACCACACAUCUGAACACACAGAAUCCAAGGAGAGAGACCACACAGCUGAACACACAGAGUCAAAAGAAGACCACACAUCUGAACACACAGAACCCAAGGAGAGAGACCACACAGCUGAACGCACAGAGCCCAAGGAGAGAGACCACACAGCUGAACACACAGAGUCAAAAGAAGACCACACAUCUGAACACACAGAACCCAAGGAGAGAGACCACACAGCUGAACAGACAGAACCCAAGGAGAGAGACCACACAGCUGAACACACAGAGUCCAAAGAAGACCACACAUCUGAACACACAGAACCCAAGGAGAGAGACCACGCAGCUGAACGCACAGAGCCCAAGGAGAGAGACCACGCAGUUGAACGCACAGAGCCCAAGGAGAGAGACCACGCAGCUGAACGCACAGAGCCCAAGGAGAGAGACCACGCAGCUGAACGCACAGAGCCCAAGGAGGGCGACCACGCGACCGAACGCAGCUCCACAGAGCACAGAGAGGCGCCGCACAGGAAGAUUGGACCGGGGGGCACAGCCGACAGUCACCACGGAAGCCCAGAGGGCCCAGAGGGUUGCCACGGUUACUCAGUCAACGGCCCCGAACCGGCGGCAGAGCUGAUGGAGUGCACCGUGAGCCCUGAGGCCUGUCCUCCGCCCCUCCCCGAAACCCCGCUGGGGUCCCUCGCCUGCCCUCCCCCGCACCAGGAACCUCCGGCCCCACCUGCUGAGGGAGGGAGCGAGAAGGCACAGGAGAGUCACCAGCAGCCAGCCGCGCAGGAGAAAGAGGGAAAGAAGGAACAAAUGGAGGAGAGACAAGAGAGGAGUGCAGUGACAUCGGGAGGGCCGGAGGAGGGAAGAGGAGGGAGGGAUCUCAGAACGCCGCAGAAGGACGAGGCCCAGCGGAACGCGAGGGAGAGGGAUGAAGAGCGGAAUAAGGGAGGAGAGGAGGAUAGAGAGCAGGGGGCGAGGCAGGGCAAGAGUGAGAGGGAGAGGGAGGGGCGGUGUCCUGGCCCAGGGCCGGGCGUGGCCAGAGCGCUGGUUUACUCCAAGCAGGCCACGCCCAAACUGCACCAGGCCAAGGCCGUGCCUGUGGUCCCGCCCAAACCGCAGCAGUGCAAGCUGACGGCCCUCACCCUGCGACAGCAGAGGGAGAGGGAGAGAGGAGAGGGAGAGAGGGAGGAGCAGAGAAGACGAGAGGCAGAGAGAGAGCGGGAGAAGGACGGGGACACCGAGGGAGAGUCGGAGAGAUGGGGGGACGAAGGGAGGAGUGCGGAGAAGGACACGAGGAGGAACAGCGGCGGGAGCGUGUGUUUCGACGUGGCCGUCGCCAGGGCGACGGAGAAGAGGGGCAGAGAGAGGGAGAGAGGGAAGGAUGGACAGAUGGAUGGUAGGAGAGGAGCAGAAAAAGAUUGAGGAUAGGGAGAGAGAGAGAGAGAGGGGGGGGAGAGAGGGGGAAGGAAGAAGAGGAAAAGGAAUGGCAGGAAUGAGAAAAGAGGAGAGGGGCGAUGAAGUGCAGAGAUGGAAAAGUGGUGACAAAAGGACAGAGAAAUGAGAUGAGGGAGGGCAAGAGAGAGAGGAAGGGUGGGGGAGAAAGAGAGAAAAGCAAAGACAGUGAUUAGGGCAGAGCUCAGAUAUAAUUGGCAUAACCUUCUAAAUAGCACAUUCCACAACCCCACUGUUAUUAUUAUUGUGAAAUACACCCCCCCCCCCCCUUUAUCUGACUCCAGUUGAAUUUCCAGCUCUUUCUGAAUACUGACCUGACCUGGGCCAUGUUGAAUCGAUGUGCGUUUUGCUACAUUUUGGUACAGUUUCCAGGUCGAGCGAUAUGUUUUCUCCCAACGGUGUGCAACAUUUUGCAACAUGCUUAAUGGGUGUGUCGGGGGCUUGGCCCAAAUCAAUAAUGAAGCAGGCUUCAUAACGAUGCGCCAAUGUGUCCGUUUUAAUAACCGCUCUGCCGCGUUUCGUCAGGGAUGAACACAACCCAGCAGUGAUUUACCUGUUAUGUAGUGCAGGGCCAUAUAAGAAUUGAACAGAAUGAAUAAAUACUGAACACUUCUUCAUACUUCGGUCUAUAAAAUGAAGUUGUUAGCAAUUUUAUAGUUGCACAAAUAAAGUACUUGGUCAUCUCCCUAAACAAUUUUUUUCUUUUUUAUAUGUGAAAUAUUAGAUUUAUUAAGUUUGUAUAAUAGUCUGUACUUCAAUAAACGGCUUAUAAAGUGUCAAUGGGAAGGGCACACAUGCCUACCAUAGUUACCCUGCUGUAAAAUCCAGCUAUUACCAGCUCAAAAUUACCUGCUACCAGCAGUUUCAAAACCUAGCUGGAGCUGGACAAACCAUUUUGAGCUGGGAGCUGGUCUGAACUGGUCAACCAGCUAAACCAUGUGGAACAGCGACCAGCUGUUUCAAAACCUAACUUGAGCGUUUUUUUUUCCAGCAGGGUUGUCAUGUGAUUGCUGAAUUGUGCAACCUCAGGAUUAAAUCUUCUCAGUGAUCAAUGCAACAUGUUUAUAUUAUGUAUUGGAAUUGAAUAUGUGGCCUGUAGCAUGGUGGUUAAGGUAAACGACUGGGACAGGCAAGGUUGGUAGUUCGAAUGCCAGUGUAGCCACAAUAAGAUCUGUACAGCCGUUGGGCCCUUGAGCAAGGCCCUUAACCCUGCAUUGCUCCAGGGGAGGAUUGUCUCCUGCUUAGUCUAAUCAACUGUAUGUCACUCUGGAUAGGAGCGUCUGCCAAAUGCCAUUAAUGUAAUGUAAUGUAAUGAAUAUGGACUAGACUACACUGGGCUCACUGGAGCUGAAAUCUAGAAAAAUUCAGCUCCCAAAAAAUGUCAGAAUGACAUUGAACCAGGCGAUCACCUUUAACUGUGGCAUCUCACCUCCAUUGUGUAUUUCCUGUGAAAGGGAGAGGUCCACAAGAGCAGCUUUUAGUGUACAUGUUCACAAUCAGUAAACUGAAUGUUGUAAUAAUGACAUGCAUCAACACAGUGGCAAACUUUCAAAAAGGUGAUUAUAUGAUGUUUUCUUUUUAGCUGUAUUAAGUGUUGGAGUUUCUAUUAAAUAAACAUGUGUUGUAGUCUGGAUGCUAGGCAUAGAAUGAACAGCUUCACAGCUCUGAUACGGUCAUUUUAGGCAUCGC
Conger conger (European conger) is the source of this 6259-nucleotide messenger RNA. It is a transcript of the gene arhgap30, whose product is annotated as rho GTPase-activating protein 30. Bases 134 to 4540 code for a protein of 1468 amino acids. The record is from RefSeq and is a predicted model, not a curated record. Gene Ontology annotation, molecular function: GTPase activator activity. Lineage: Eukaryota; Metazoa; Chordata; Actinopteri; Anguilliformes; Congridae. Gene Ontology annotation, biological process: small GTPase-mediated signal transduction. The transcript has 14 exons.